AAUCUGUUCUGUUCUAGUGUCGAGACCGUUGCCGUUGCCAUUGCCAUUACUUUUGUUGUUUUGUUAAUCAAUUAUUAUAUACCUGAAAACACGUUGAUUAUUGAAACGAAUGGUGAAAUAAUUGACGAAAAUACUAAGCGUUUGAAUGCUAUCAAAAUUGAACAUUCGCCUCGUCAAAAUAACCUAGUACGACUGCCGGUAUGGAGCCCAAAAAUGAAAUAUUUUCCAAAAGACUGGUAACAGCAGUGCUAUGGAACCUCGGACUUCAAAUAUUUCUGGCUGUUGUGUUGGUGUUUUUUAUUCAGGUGGAUAUUCUACAUCCGCUCUCAUGGUUUGCGUCGACGUUCAAUGACAUAUUUGGGUGGAAAAUGGGCCUGAAUAUAGUGCUGCUGGGUUUGGUUUCGUUCUUUCAAGCAUAUAUUUAUGGCAGCUAUUACAUGGUUCCUUUGCCUAAGUACUUCACCAGAUUUUCAAUGUUCUUGAAUUUAUUCACGACUCAAAAUGUGAUAUUCAGCAUUUUAUAUGCACUAAGUGGUUACUUUACAAUGAGCUUGUAUUCGUCUCUUGCUAAAAGCAACUUUAAUGUUCUGAAAAAGAAAUGUGAUAAUUAUGAUGGCCAAUGUCUCAUGGAGCAAAGUCUGUUUUUACAGUUUGGCGGGAUGUGGAUGGGUCUGUAUUAUUUUUUAAAUGCACACAUUUUUAGUACACCCAUGCUAAUGUUUCCACAUGUAUAUCAAAAUAAAUUCCAACAGUUAAAACAAGCUAUUGGAAGAAUUUUGUCAAUGGGAUUUAAGAAUUCUGUAAUGCCUGUUGUAUAUUUCUGUUUGAUUUACUACUUGUGGGGUAAUAGACCCAGGAGCGUUGUCUCUGAUGUCUACAGCCUGUACCUGGAAGAUGCUCCAUUGGACAAUGUAUUAAACUUGAUAAGAUCUGGCAUUUGGAUUGGACUCUGGUUCUAUACUAGUUUGUUUUUCGUCUCUGUGUAUACAAUGAGAACAAUCUUUAACAUAGUGUUGACGGAACCAAUGAAAUUUCAAAUUGAAUCAGAAACUGGUUUAACCCUGUAUGCAGCAUUAGCUCAGAGAACACAGUUCACUGGAUAUUUAGGGGCUCAAGACUUGAAGAUAGUGUCUCAAAUGGACUCUGUAAGGAGAAUGCAGAUUUUUAUGUUAUCACAGCCAGGAGGCCAUCCAAGAAACUGGAACCAUAUCUUAGAAUCUUGUUUAAAUAUAAUCAAUGGUUAUACAAAAGAAUUGGAAAGCAUUAACAGUGAUGUGAAACCAAUUGAAGUUGGCACCUCACAAAAGAACAUGAAUAUCACACCCCCUUCAGGGCCACUAUAUUCUGGAAAUUUGAGAAACUUGGCACAAACUUUACACCCUGAUAUACCAAAAGAUUAUAAUUAUAAUCUUAAUAAAAACAAAGCUAAUGAGAUCACAUUUGCAAAGGCUCUUAAAGAAGAAUUUAACAGUUUGCUACAGAGGAUAUGCCAGAAGCCAGGAAUCAGUUAUUUCUUUGGAGAGCUGACAGACACAAAGCUCAAAUUCCUGCUAAUGCAGGCUCAGCCAGUGAUGUGGACAUGUGAGGGCCUGGCGUUCAUUGUGUCCGCAUCUUUAAAGGAAGAUAAGUAUGGAGUGGUACAGAAUGACUUGCCAAUUGUCAUUUCGGCAUUAAUUAAUCUGAAGAGCAAUUUAGACAAGUUAACUAAGCUAGGACUGGUACCAAAGAAACACAUGCUGAAUGAUGUGUUUGCUAUCAAAAUGAAGUCUGCUCUCAUGACUUCAGUCAAAAGGAGUAUAUACAAAAUAGUUAUCACUUUCUCAAAGUAUCUCCAUGAGGUACCUAUGGAUCCUGAUGUACAACUUGCUGUCCAACCAUUCUUAUUGUGUAAAGAACCCUGACUGUUGUAGACAACUUUAGCUUUUUACUGUUAUCAUUAAUAAUAAUAAUAUUAUGUAAUGUUAAAGAUUUGAUUAAGUUAAAUCUGUGGCAACUUAGAUCUUACUUAGAAUGAAAUACUUUUGUAUGAUCUAAACUGUUGUGACAAGUAACUGACAAAUUAAUCCAUGAGUAAACAAGCAUCUAAAAUGUUUCCUAGGAAAUAUUGUAACAUUGUUCAUAACUAUUGUAGUAGUAAUUCUAUAGUCUGUGAUAGUAUUAUUAUUUCGAGUAAUGCCUAUAAAAAGCAGAAUUUCAAAGUAAUAGGGUUAAAUUUUGUAUAAUUUCUGAAACUCUUGAGCUUUAUGGUUAAGGAAAAAAAAGAUUGCUUUAUGAACAUAUUUUUAUUAAAAGUUCUACAACAUCAAUAAACAACAAAUAAUUAUCAAAUAUAAAGUAACCACCUAUUACUACAUGCACCAUUUUGCUCAGGUAGUUAGAGAUAAAAUGUUUCUAUUUAUUAUUUCUGUUCUUUGAUCAGACUUGUCAAGCAGUCAAUGCAUGUGUAAUUAAUUCAUAUAGCUUAAGUUUGGUGUCAUCAAAAGGAAAGUCCUAAGAUUCAAACACUAUAUGUGAUGGACUUCUAGUUUAAUCCAAUGUUUUAGGCUAAAUAAUUCUAAGCUGUAUAUUUCUAGUUAGUAUUGCUUUAAUUUCAUGGAUAAGAAAACUUUCUUUAGAAUGUUCAUCCACAAUACAAAUGUGUGUUUGAUGUAAGGCAUGCAUAAUUAAAUUAUUUAAUUAAUUUGUGCA
Messenger RNA from Leguminivora glycinivorella, 2688 nucleotides. RefSeq names its product nucleoporin NDC1 (gene Ndc1). Gene Ontology annotation, biological process: nuclear pore organization. Gene Ontology annotation, molecular function: protein-macromolecule adaptor activity. Gene Ontology annotation, cellular component: nuclear pore transmembrane ring. NCBI's taxonomy places the organism in Eukaryota, Metazoa, Arthropoda, Insecta, Lepidoptera, Tortricidae. Bases 201 to 1901 code for a protein of 566 amino acids. The record is from RefSeq and is a predicted model, not a curated record. The transcript has a single exon.